AUGAAAAAUUUGGGGAUUCGAUUAAAGUUUAGAAAUAAUUUAGGAAAAAUGAGUAAGUUAUUACAAAGCACUGUUGAUUCUUAAUUAAAAAACAUCAUUUGCAACUUUUAUGAAUAUUUGCAAAACACACAAAAGAUUCUCAAAUUUUUAUAAGCUUAAUUAGAUGAGUUUAUAUCUUUAAAAAGUAAUGAUGCCUUAAGAAGUUUGAGCAUAAAUUUAUAAAAAUUGUGGAGCGUUGAAAAGUACAGCAACAUGAUGAGGUAAAUCUAUUUAUAUAAAUUGGUGGUAACUCCAUAUAUGAUGGAAAUUGUAGUUUAAGUGUUAUCCGAAAUGAUCAUUAAAGAAACUGCGAUAAAUAAUUUGAAAUAAAAUUGUAUAAAUAAUUUUUCAAAGGAGCUCAAAGCGUUGUACAAAAGUAAAUAUUUGAUUGAAAUGUAUCAAUAACAAUUGAACAAGCUUGUGUCUUCAAACAAUGGAGAUGAAAACUCUUAGAAAGUUACAUUGUUUGAUAAAGUAAAUUUAGAUAAACUAAACUUUCUAGAAAUUGCUGUCUUAUUUUUGGAAAAAAUAGAAUAAAUACAAUUCUAAAACAAACCUAGUGUUCUUAAAAAAAUACUAAAUUAAAGGCCUAACUCUUGUAAAUAUUCCAACAUUUGGAAUUAGAUUAUUUAUUAGAUAAAGUUGCAAUUCAAAAAGAAAAAAAAGAGAGAAGCUGUUAUUGAAGCAGUUAUUGAUGCAUUAAAAGAAUUGAAUCUUUCAAAUUAUGAUUUUUAUGAUGAGUUUAUAAAUUAACAUCAUUAGAAAUAAAUAGAAAAGUAGAGAAAAUUAGGAAAAUCUAUUAAUAUUGAUCGUUUUCUACAUGAUCUAAAAAAUAUUCAACUAACCUUGCGAAAGCAAUGA
Paramecium pentaurelia is the source of this 900-nucleotide messenger RNA. The record is from the annotation of a GenBank genome assembly. Lineage: Eukaryota; Ciliophora; Oligohymenophorea; Peniculida; Parameciidae.